Messenger RNA from Miscanthus lutarioriparius, 705 nucleotides. The record is from the annotation of a GenBank genome assembly. NCBI's taxonomy places the organism in Eukaryota, Viridiplantae, Streptophyta, Magnoliopsida, Poales, Poaceae.
AUGGCGUGCCACCUGAGAUCUGCCAGCAUGCCUUCAAGCCCUUGCUCCAGCGAGAACGAUGUUGCGGAACAGAUUCUGAGCCUGAAAGCAGCCAUCUCUCUGCCUUCAGCGACCAUCGAAACCAUGGUGGAUGGUCUGAGCAAGCUCGGGAGCAUCUACAUCCACAUAGAUGCGCUCACAUGCGUGCCCAGCAGCCAGAGGAAGGCAGUUGAGGAGGAGCUCGAGCGCUCCCUCAUCCUGCUCGACCUCUGCAGCGUCGUGCAAGAGAGCUUCGUGGAGCUCAAGGCCAGUGUCCUGGAGAUGCAGUUGGCUCUCAAAAGAGGAGACGACGCGGCUCUCCAGACCAGGGUUCAGUGCUAUGCGCGCUUGGUCAAGAAGGCACAAAAGCAGUUUAAGAAGGUCAACAAGAAGACUGCUUCUGACAUCGAAGGAUGCAGGGUUAUCAGCCUGGUUGCUGAAGCUAGGGAGAUUGCUCUGUCAAUCCUCGAAUCGACAUUGCAUCUCUUGUCGAAGCAGAUUGCGAUGCCAAGUUCUAGCAAGUGGUCACUUGUCUCCAAGUCGUUCCAAAAGAAAAGAGUCAUGUGCGAGGCGGAGCAAUUGCAAGGGUUGGAGCUGGACAUUGUUGAUCUUGAGAGCAGAGUUGGGACACUGUUCAGGACAUUGAUCCAGAGCAGAGUGUCCCUUCUGAAUACUCUUAGCCUGUAG